UUUAGGAAAAUAAUUAAAAAAAAAGACCGAGAAGAGGUAGAGGUAUAGGUGGUCAAGUCUUGCCUAUAAAAGCUGAUCCCAACAAGAAUAAUUCUUUCAUUCACCAAAAAAAACUCAUCAAUCAAACAAAACUCUUAAAAGCUUAAGAACAAAUAAUAAAAAUGGCCGGUGAAGGAGAAGUGAUUGCUUGCCAUACCCUCGAAGUUUGGAACGAGAAGGUCAAAGACGCCAAUGAAUCCAAGAAACUGAUUGUGAUAGACUUCACAGCAUCAUGGUGUCCACCUUGCCGUUUCAUUGCACCAGUGUUUGCAGAGAUGGCUAAGAAGUUCACUAAUGUUGUCUUCUUCAAGAUCGAUGUUGAUGAAUUGCAAGCUGUUGCUCAGGAAUUCAAAGUUGAGGCAAUGCCUACUUUUGUUUUCAUGAAAGAAGGCAACAUCAUUGAUCGUGUUGUCGGUGCUGCGAAAGAUGAGAUCAAUGAGAAGCUGAUGAAGCAUGGUGGUCUUGUAGCUUCUGCUUGAUUGAUUUCAGUUUCUAACUCUUUGCAUCAUAAUAAAGUUUUUAUCUUUCGUAUGAAAUAAAAGUGAUGCAUUGCUACUGCACAUUUGUAUUAUAACUAUGUUGAUUUUUCGAUUACUGGUUUGUUAUCUCUUGGCUUCAACCACGAACACGAAAAUAGCGACACACAUUAAGACUGGUUUUAAACACGAUAAGAGAGCGUAGGUUGAAAAUAUGUAGUUAUGAACAGAGCAGUGAUUAGUUCUCUGAUUUCCACUAUAAAUGUGUGAAAAUGUUAUGUAAUACUAUGGAAAAAUCACUUUCAACAGCUCAUAUUUCUCCAUC
Arabidopsis thaliana (thale cress) is the source of this 840-nucleotide messenger RNA. RefSeq names its product thioredoxin H-type 5 (gene TRX5). Gene Ontology annotation, cellular component: cytoplasm. Gene Ontology annotation, molecular function: oxidoreductase activity, acting on a sulfur group of donors, disulfide as acceptor. The transcript is spliced from 2 exons. The coding region runs from base 162 to 518 and encodes 118 amino acids. NCBI's taxonomy places the organism in Eukaryota, Viridiplantae, Streptophyta, Magnoliopsida, Brassicales, Brassicaceae. The record is from RefSeq and is marked reviewed.